Messenger RNA from Chara braunii, 1995 nucleotides. NCBI's taxonomy places the organism in Eukaryota, Viridiplantae, Streptophyta, Charophyceae, Charales, Characeae. The record is from the annotation of a GenBank genome assembly.
CGGAGCAUCAUCGUAGCACCUGCCGCGGGCGAGGAUUUGAUCAUAUUCCCGCUCGGUUUAGGAAGGAGCGCCGGCGAUCGAGCGAAGCGGUGCCCGAACGGCCGAUCUGUUCCGCGGGCUAUUUGUUUUGGCGGGCCGAGUGUGGCCAUUGUUGAGGCGAAGUAUUUAGCUUUGUGCUAGGGUCGUCUUUGUCGACUUGUGCGUGUGCGUGGGCAAGGAAGCAAGCGAGCGACAAUGUUGUCUUUCCUGUUCACGUCGGAGUCCGUUAAUGAGGGUCAUCCUGACAAACUAUGCGAUCAGGUGUCGGAUGCGAUCCUGGAUGCGUGUCUUGAACAAGAUCCCGACAGCAAGGUGGCCUGCGAGACAUGCACGAAGACAGGCAUGGUGAUGGUCUUCGGCGAGAUCACGACGAAGGCCAAGGUGGAUUACGAGAAGAUCGUGAGGGAGACAUGUCGAGGGAUCGGCUUCACGUCGGAGGAUGUUGGUUUGAACUGCGAUACGUGCAAGGUGCUUGUCAAUAUCGAGGAGCAGAGUCCGGAUAUUGGCCAAGGCGUGCACGGGAUGGGAACGAAGAGGCCAGAGGAGAUCGGCGCGGGAGAUCAGGGGAUCAUGUUUGGGUACGCGACUGACGAGACCCCCGAGAUGAUGCCGUUGACCCACGUGUUGGCCACGAAAAUUGGCGCGAAAUUGACUGAAGUGAGAAAGAGCGGGAAAGUCAAGUGGCUGCGUCCUGAUGGAAAGACGCAGGUAACCGUCGAGUACACCAAGGACAAGAAUGGCGCCCUGGAACCAGUGCGCGUUCACACCAUCUUGAUCUCGACGCAACACGACGAGUCUGUCUCCAACGACCAGAUCGCCGCCGAUCUGCGUGAGCACGUCAUCAUGCCCGUCGUUCCCGCCAAGUACCUCGACGCCGACACUAUCUUCCACCUUAAUCCGUCUGGCAGGUUUGUAAUUGGUGGUCCCCACGGAGAUGCGGGACUCACCGGAAGAAAAAUCAUUAUUGAUACCUACGGUGGAUGGGGUGCGCACGGUGGAGGGGCCUUCAGCGGCAAAGAUCCGACCAAGGUUGACCGAAGCGGAGCGUACAUUGUGCGUCAAGCUGCGAAGAGCGUUGUGGCGGCGGGGCUUGCUCGUCGUUGCCUUGUGCAGGUGUCUUACGCCAUCGGUGUUGCCGAACCUCUCUCUGUUUUCGUUGAUACUUACGGGACCGGUAAGAUUGCAGAUGGGGAAAUUCUUGAAAUCAUCAAGGAGAACUUCGAUUUCAGACCUGGAAUGAUCAUUCAGGCUCUCGAUCUCAAACGUGGAGGGAAUAUGCGCUUCCAGAAGACGGCGGCGUACGGACAUUUUGGUCGCGAUGACAAAGACUUCACGUGGGAGACGGUCAAACCGCUCAAGAAGAACGGUCAACUCGUCAAUGAGGAGAUGAUCGAGAAUUGCUUAGCUGCGUGAGGAUGGCCUGCUUUCAUCGAUUUUCCAAUUCUUUCCUUGGAUUCGUUUAUUGGUGGGUUUUGAUUGAUUGUGCGCGUAUGUUGGUUUCUUUCUUUGAUUGAUUGUUUCAUUCACUGCGCAUAGGUUGGUAGUUUGAUCGAUCGUCCGUUUGAUUUCGUUGAUCUAUCUAUCUGUUCUUGGCUGAAGAAACACCGUCUCGGUGGAUUUGUUGGCGGAAAUAUCUUUUUGUAGAAAAUGUAAUAAUGUGUUUCCACAUUAUUUGAAAGGGAGUGAUGGUGAUUCGUAAGCGUUUGUCAUCCAAUCAUUUGUCCAUGUUUUGUUUUGAGGUCAUCUGAAGGAAGUUAUUGGGUUACUCGUACCUCUUUUAUCCCGACAUUGUUUUGUCUGUUGUGUUAUCUCGACCUUCGUCGGCAUUUCAGCUCGGUGUCCUGUCGUCGGUCCAAGCUCUAUGUGGGUAUAAGUAUGAUUGGAGUUGUGUGUUUCUCGCUACUUAAAAAAUACGUCGGCAUUUGAUUGUCUGUGUAGCUAGGUGCUCUUUUCGUA